Messenger RNA from Ectocarpus sp. CCAP 1310/34, 1860 nucleotides. The record is from the annotation of a GenBank genome assembly. Lineage: Eukaryota; Phaeophyceae; Ectocarpales; Ectocarpaceae.
AUGUCUCAACAAGAAGCCGCCUUGGCCACCUUCACGGACACGUACACGGCGACUACGCGACUGACGGUCAGGCCGGCCUCGCCCAGAGGGCCAGUCGGUAGGAGAAACAAAAGUGGACUGAUUGACGAGACCGACAGCAAGACAACCACGAAAGGUGACUCGGAAAGUAAUAGCUCGGACACGAGGAGUGUGGUCGUCGAGGUACGGUUUUCCGGGCCGCAGCCGGCAGAUCGGCCCGCGUUGCUCUUGCGCAGUCUCCUCAAGGGGGAGUCGGUGGUAGUGCACCCGGUUUCUUUGCGGCGUGGUCGACAGCCGAAGUCGAUGAAAGCGGCGGCUAAGGGGGACGAGAGAAGCUGCAUUUUCGCCAACGUCAACAGGAGCCCAGGUGUAAAUUUCAUGAUUGUUUGUUUUGUUUCCCUUCCCCCCUUUCUCUCGGGGCUAGUGGUGUUGGUCACGUUGUGCAACAGGCUUCGCUUCCUCACAAGAGCCGAAGCGACUCGCACGGCCUGGUGUUUGCUUUCAAGUCGAUCUGUGAUUCACCGUGUUUCCGACCUCAAGGGAAUAUAUACAGUCGCGAGAGGCAGAAACAAAAUGAGGUGUUUCUGUUCGGAUCUCCUUGCAGAUACGCCGGACGCAAUGCUGAGAAAGCGGUCCGCGUCGAAAGCGAAUCUGCCUAGCCCUAACGAUCCCAGGGACGAAGGGGGCGCCGGCCAGGGGAGGGCCGAAGAUCAGGGCUUGCUGUCGGAUGAGGAUAAUGACUCGGACGACGGUUUAGGCAACCCGUUCAAAGGGCGCGGCAUCCUCUUCCAAGCGUGGAGUAGGUGCAUGGAUCUCUCGAGGUGGGUCCCUGCCAACGAGACAAAUGGUGGCAAAGGAGUCGCGGAGGAGGACCGCGAAAGUCGUGGCGGGCCUAGUGCUCUCAAGAGCAGCACCGUCACCAUCGACCAGGGGCAUGCCGCCGACGAAGCCGAAUCCGGGUGGAACCUAAAAAUGGGAAACGAUGCGAGAGACGAAUUGGCAAGCUUGUGGGAGGGGGGAGGGAGCAACAACCUCUCGCCCCUCAUCGUAGCGCCACCUCGGUCUCCUUUCCGUCGACGAGCUUCGGACACCGCCCUUGAACGCGUCGCUGGUCCGGCGCUGACCAAAGCGGCCGUUUCGCCGCUGACGGUUCAGGCGCCUCCGACGGCACGUCGCACACGAUCUGCGGAAGGUUUGAAGGGUUCGACGUCCGAAAGCGAUCUCAGACUAUUGCUCCCCAAUAGGAACCGGCCAGAACAGACCCAUCGAGCUCCUUGGAGCGGGCGUGAUAAGGACCACGACAUAGCGAUGAAGUUUGAUAUAGGCGAGGGAGGGGUACGGAGUGACGCCUCGGCGGCACCGAGGGGAUAUGGCAACGGAUUAGGCGAUAAAGGGGCAGCCGUUGCAGCCUCCGCAAGGGAAACGGGCGAGCGGGAGAAGGGUCCAUCGGAACGAAGAGCGGAGAGUGCGAUCAACGUGAUAACGGUGGAGUCUCUACGGGAGGUGAGGACGUCGAGGCGAAAACAGGAGUUCGACUUCGACGGCCGUUCGUACCAGCCAGACAAUCUGGCGAAGGACUCCCCUUUCGCCUCAGUCUUUUCCGUGCCCUGCAGCGACGAGGAGCAGUACCUCGCGUUCACGGGUCUGGGACACACGGGGCAACCGUUACGGAUGCUGACUGCUAGGGUCCAGUUCUCGGUCAACUCUGAACACACAGCGGAAAGCGUGGCCGGGGGUAACGGGCGUGUGUACGGUGCAUUGCGGUAUCCGAGCAUGAGCGAGCUCUGGCCGGAGAUUUGCAGGACGUCGGCCGUUCGUGUUGUGCAGGUGGAGGACGCGUGA